GUAAGAGGAGGGAACAUAUCUUUCACAAGGAUUUAGCUGAGACGCAUUAUUUUUUUUUGCGACAGAUGGCGGAUUCGGUUAUAGUCCGAACUACAUAAACGCCGUCGGAUAUUUCUUGCGCCUCAUUGCUCUUCAAGCUGGUUAACCGUUAAGCCUCUCUUUUCAUUUUUUUUAUUGGUGUUUGUUUGUGACAAUUUUGAAAGAACCUUUCCGUUAUUCAGAAGAAAAUUUCCCACCCCAUCCGCAAAAUGUGAAAAAGGGAUGUCAUCUUCUUCGGAAGACCAGCAGUCAUCCCGCAGAGUUCACGAACCGGACGAGGACGCCAAGCGGACACUGGCAAAUGCGGCUCGGAAUGACGCCACGUACGUUCGCCUGUCGUCACGUCACGUUCGACGCAUCGACGCUGUCACAUUCGCCGAAUGUGCGGAACUCCGAGCCCUUCUACUUCAUGACAACCGACUGUCGAUGCUCGACGGGAUCGAGACGCUGACGCAACUCGAAACCCUGAGUUUGGCCAAGAACCGAUUCACUAAAUUCCCGCAUCAGGUCCUGGACCUGGAGACCUUGACUUAUUUGAAUUUGAGCAACAACGACUUGCGGUUGUUGCCGGCGAGCAUUCGACAGUUGCGGAACCUGGAGGUGCUGUGGGUCAAUCGGACCGGCUUGACCUCGUUUCCCGAGGAGAUUUGCGAACUCGUCAACUUGGAGACCCUGGGGGCCAGGCACAACGAGCUCAAGUCCCUGCCUUAUGAGUUUUCCGCUUUGCGAAGACUUAGAUGGUUGACGCUGGUUGGCAACUCUUUGUCCUGGCUUCCAGACACGUUCCGAGAACUCCAGCAUUUGAAGCACUUGAACUUGAGUAGCAAUAAUUUCACCCGAAUCCCGCCACCUAUCGGAAAUCUCAGAGGACUGAAAUACUGCUUUUUGUCCAAGAAUGCAAUUCGAUUGAUUGACUUCGUGGCUGUUCUGCGUCUGGCUGCGGUCGACAAUAUUCGACGACUCGACCUCAGUGGGAAUCCCGUGUUCAAGCCGGAAUCAUUUCUUCUGAACCGGUUUCCUUUCCUGCGUCUUGAAACUGCUUGGUUUGACUCGCUUCUGUUUGACGGAAACAGUGUGUGGAUGGAUUCACUGCAAACUUCCAGCCUGGAUGAAUCCUAUUCCACUUCCCACGUGGUGGCUGAUCUGGAACCUUUCCCUGCUGUCCCAAACGAUAUCACCAAGAAGUCCGUCGAAUUUUUGCUUUGAUUCAUUGGUGUAAACUACUGUUAUGAAUAACAAUUGGGAGUUUCUUUCAAAGUUUGUAUGUUGUGUGUCCAUGUAUAUUUGCAACUCAAAAACGAAAAUGUAAGAAACCAUUUUUUUGCUAUGAUGCUGCAUGUAAUGUAUGUACAUUGAGAAGCCAACAAAUGUUUGACUUCAAAAAAAAAUUAGCCAUUUUACAUAGAAAGCAUGCAAGAAAGAACAUACAAAUAAUGGCAAGAAAAAUCUAUGUGUUAUGAAGAUCAAAUAAUUUUCUCAUUUAGUAGGUUAAAUUUCAUCAAAGGUCUAUUUUAAUUGGAAAUUUUUUUAAAUACAAUAUUUUGAAAACUUUUUGAGAGAUUCUUCCAGCUGCAGGGUACAUCUUUUAUAGAUUCACCCUGCAGCUGGAUUAUUAUUUUGUCAAAAAUGCCACUCUUAUGGAUUAUCUUGUGAUGUAUCCAAAGCACAGCACUGUACCUGUUAUUAUGAAUACUGCAUUCUCAUUGAAAACACUGUAUUUACUCAAGUAGCAGUGUACCACAUAUACCACUUCUUUCUGAAAAUAAUCUAGGCCAAAAAUGCUGGGAGAAGUUUCUCCAUCUUCAGAAAAGUAUUUUUAACUUUUAGAUUUUGGUGCAAGUAUUAGGCACAUCGAAGGAUCAAUUUACGAUGAAAUUAAAAAAGUGGAGAAUAGGAUAAAUAUUUUCAAGCUCAACAAGAAAAUAUAAUUGCCUCAUUAUAUGUUUUGGUUUGUUUCAUACUUCGCUUUCAAUCAGCUAUACAAUAUUUACUGUAUGGCAUUAAAUAAUGGCCGCAGCCACAUUUAACUAAGAAAAUUCUCUAUUUGCAAUGUACAGCUCGGAAAUAUUAUUUAUAAUUUAGAACAAUAUCGA
Notodromas monacha is the source of this 2132-nucleotide messenger RNA. The record is from the annotation of a GenBank genome assembly. NCBI's taxonomy places the organism in Eukaryota, Metazoa, Arthropoda, Ostracoda, Podocopida, Cyprididae.